CCUUGGGCUCUUGCUAACCUUUCAGAGAUCGCUAUGCGACGCUUCGGAUACAGUGGAUACGGCGGACACUACGGCGGGGGAUAUGGCGGGUACGGUGGGUAUGGAUGGGGGUACCGACCUUACGGCGGUUACGGCAGACGAAAGUCCACGACGACCAAGUCCACCACUAAAUCGAAGAAAACGACGACAAAGAAAGCGGCCGCCCCAGUUGUCGAUAAAGGACCUAGGAAAGAAGCACCAGCGCCUCUAGCGGAAGGGCCCCCGCUUUUGCAACACGACGCGGAUCCUACAAACCCCAACGGCGCUCUUCAGAACAAGGACCACCCCGAUUAUUGGUUCUAUGGUCUUGAGGCUGGCGGCUAUGUUAUGCCUGCUGGUAUCAAGCAGAACCAGAAGAUAAACGCGAUUCGAUGGGGUUAUUUGGAUUAUUGCAGUACCAAAGCGAAUUAUCCUGGCUACAGAGACGCGUUCGAGAGGUACCGCAAGGGCCUUCUUGAGUAUAUGGACACGCAUUACAUGGAAUUUGUCGUUCCGUUUGGACGGUUCCAUGGGAAGAAGUUGUACGAGAAAUUCAAGGACGCGGUCUGGCUUUCCAAGGUCGAUGACCUUGACGGUAGCAGAACUAAUGCGGAGUACUAUAUCUUCUUUAUGGCCCUGGACAAGUUCAUCGCGAAGCCGACGGAUCGUAGCUUCCGCGAGACGGUUGCCCUGGGCCUCGAGUACCUCGCCAAGAUUAAGAAGAUUGUCGAUACUGCUCAGCCACCCCCGCCUUCCCAGCCAGAUGCUGGGGAACCGGCUGGAGAGGAAGAAGAAGACUAUGAUAACUUCUUUGACGAAAUUGGAGAAGAGGAGUUGGCGAUUCUUUCGCAGAGCGAGGCGAGUGGGAGUGGAACAGCCGGUGGUAGUGGUGGUGGCCGGGGACCGUCGUCCUCUUCGCAGGCCUGAUUGGCGUGCAUUGCUCAGUCAUUGUUGUAUUUCUAAUUG
Coprinopsis cinerea okayama7#130 is the source of this 984-nucleotide messenger RNA. RefSeq lists its product as hypothetical. The transcript has 4 exons. Lineage: Eukaryota; Fungi; Basidiomycota; Agaricomycetes; Agaricales; Psathyrellaceae. Bases 34 to 945 code for a protein of 303 amino acids. The record is from RefSeq and is a predicted model, not a curated record.